Ceratitis capitata (Mediterranean fruit fly) is the source of this 1299-nucleotide messenger RNA. Its product is annotated as putative odorant receptor 69a. Gene Ontology annotation, biological process: detection of chemical stimulus involved in sensory perception of smell; sensory perception of smell. The record is from RefSeq and is a predicted model, not a curated record. Gene Ontology annotation, molecular function: odorant binding; olfactory receptor activity. The transcript has 2 exons. Gene Ontology annotation, cellular component: plasma membrane. NCBI's taxonomy places the organism in Eukaryota, Metazoa, Arthropoda, Insecta, Diptera, Tephritidae. Bases 43 to 531 code for a protein of 162 amino acids.
GACCGAGCGCGAUCAAUAUGAAUUAUAUUGUAAAAAAAAACAAUGUUUUAUAAUUUUAGUCUUUCGAAGCUCAUCAAUUCCAUAUUCAAUUUCACAUUCGCUUUGGAUCUAAUAACAACCACUUUUGCUAUAUCCCUCAUGGGCUUGACUAUGGUUAUGGUGCGCUUCGGUCAGGCAGUAAUGUUUUCAGCUGGAUUUUCCUUCUUUCUUUUACUCGGUUUUUUAUUCUGUAAUAAUGGCGAUGAGCUUAUAAAUGCGACUAAAAAUUUAGGCGCUGCUAUUUUCUAUAGCAACUGGUAUGAGGGAUCUAGCGAAUACCGUCGCAUGAUUAUCUUUUUUAUUAUGCGCACCAAAACGCCUUGUGAAUAUCGUGCUUUCGGCUACAUGUCGCUCUCAAUGGAGACCUACAUGAGGGUAAAAAUAUUAAUUUUUGUUCUGAUUUAUUUCUCGUCGUUUUCAUUUCUUCGUUUUCAUUUUCAGAUUUUAAAAUUAUCAUAUCAACUAUUCACUUCUUUUCGCGCCAUUGAGUAGGCAACUGGCGAAUGAUUUACUUAAAACACGUUUUAGUUUCGAAUUAGUUUAGAAUAUAUAUUCUAAUACAAUUUAAGUAGUUAUGUAGUGAAGGCUUUUACUAAUAAAAUAGCAUUUCCUGCUUCUUUGUUAGUAUUUACAUAUAAGAACUAAAUACUAAUUUCCGAUAUUUGUUUGAUGGAUGGAAAAACUAUAUUAAAAGCUUCAGCAUAUAAACGAGAAAGCACGAUGCAGCACUCUCAAGUAAAUGCACGAAUAAUGACUGAAACAAAAACUGGCGAGUCCAUACAUGUUAACACAUAUAUUUAUACAUAUAUUUUUCAAAACUGAAAAUAGUUAUUAGUUUUAUAUAAUUCUAUUGUGAAUAGGGUGGGUCCAGGUGAAUUAUACGUUUAACGUUAAAUACUGAUUAUUAAAUCAAAACAGUUUACUCCUUUGCUAUUUCAUAAUAAGUUCAUUUUUUUCAUAGCAACUAAAUUUCCGUUAAACGCAAAUUAUUAUUUUUAAGUAUUUUUUCUUUCCCAAGACUUGAACUACCAAUUCACUUAUGUGCAUAUGUACAUACUUUGUUGCUGGUAAUAACUGUGUGACAUAAUAUUCCUGUAUAUGAGAGCAGAGGUAAGUAUUAUGCCAAAUAAGUGGGCGAGAAUAAUGGUAAAAGGAAUAUUUGAACGAAAAUUAUUAAAUUAAAUUGCCUACGAAUUAAAGUAAGCAAUUUGGCUCAUUAAGGAAAUUUCAAUGUCAAUGCAAACUUUAAGGAUUAUAUAA